AACUGGGGCGAUAUAUAGCGCAAGAUGGCGGCUCUGCUGCGGAAAGGACAACAGUUAUGGACAUUUAUGACCAAAAACAAUCCUGGAUUUGACAGAGUUUUGGAGAAGGCUGAGCUUGCUGCAUUUGGCGGAGGCAGAUGCAUUAUCAAGAUGACAGUAUCACAAGAGCAUGAAAACAGAAUGGGAACUUUGCAUGGUGGCCUGACUGCUACUAUGGUUGAUGAUGUAACAACAAUGGCUAUUAUUAGUCAAACAGGUCAAGCUGGAGUGAGUGUUGACAUGAAUAUAAGUUACCUGAAGGCAGCAUGCCGAGGAGAUGAAGUGAUAUUCGAGGGGAUCUGUAACAAAGCUGGCAAGAAUCUUGCCUUUAGUACUGCUGAGAUAAAGCUCAAGGAUGGGACUGUGUUAGCUAUGGGAAAGCACACUAAGUAUAUAGGGAAUAGUCCAAAAGUAAUAGAUUUUGAUGGUAAUUGUAACCAAACUCUAUACUAAUGACUCCUGUGGUGCUUUAUAUUGCUAUUCAAAUCACUGCAUGAUAUUUUAAUUGCACUACUUUUCACUACUUUCUGAGCUACUGUCAUCAUCUUUUAUAUCACACAGACAUUGUCACACUAACAUGGCAUGUUGUUAAGCGUUGAAUAUGAAUAGUUCUCACUACCAUCUAUCAAAUACUUUCGUUUUACCAUAUAAUACCUAUGUCAGCGCAACUCCAUUAGCAAAUUCUAGGUAUGCUUCUGGGGCAGUUACAAUAACAUCUCAACUCAUCAGAUAUGACCUGUUCUUAGUAGGCAAGUCGCUCUUGGUAUAAAGUUUACUGUAUUUUGCUUCUUCUAACGCCUUGACAGUUUGCAUUUCAAUUUUUAAUGGUAUAUAUUUGCCAUUCGUCAUAAUAUCAUGAGACAUGCUGAGACUUAAGUAUUAUGAAUGCUCAAUAUUCUAGCAACUUAGCCAGGUAUCACUUCUAAAAAGUAGGUAUGUCUCCAAAAGUAGGUAUGUCUCUCUUGCUACAUGACAGACACCAGGAAUAAGGCACUAGCUCCAUUACAAUAAAAUAAGGUACAUCCUGGAGUUCCAAAGAGUGAGGGGGGGGGGGGGGGGUGCCACCUCAGAUAGAGCUCUGCGCAGUAGGAUAGGGUAGGGGUGGGGGGAUGCAUUGAAUCUUUCUUUUUCUCUCAUGGAUUUCUUGAUAUUUUUUUCAUGUUUUUAUGCAAGAUCUCGAAAAUACGGCGCCUGAUCAUGCUAUGCCUACUAAAAAGAAAACAUCAGAUUUCUGUGUCGGAUAUUGACCACGCCCAAGGACAAAAUAUGCCAAAUUUGCAUAGAGGGAUAGAGGUCGAGGAGCAUUUCUUUGCAAAGUGCAUUGCUUACGGGGAGCAAAAAAAAAGAGAGGCACAAGUCACAUUAUAGCACUUUUUCCUAAAAUGUAUAAAACUGAAGGAGAAAAAACCCGGAAAUAUUCAACGAAAAUUUGCAAAAUUUACAUGGGAUGACAUGAAGGAAAGGGCACUCGCUUUCCUUUUUCUAUUUAAUAAUUCAUUAGAGUUAAGUUCGUGAGCCAUGAAUUUCCCACAAGGUCCCACACAAGGUCUCAAAAUGUCUAUGCCUAUCAAAUUCUCGGUUCCUUGAUGGCGCCAAUCAGAGCCUCGAAUGUCGCUUUAUUUAGUGACAGUUGUAAGGUCGCGUUCGGCACAAGCUUAUCGCCUGACCCGUCAUUUAUAAAGAAACAUCCUCGGAAACCCAUUGCCUAAGUGUCAGCAUUUUUUUAGGAGUGAGAAACAUCUUGUCUCCCCAGUCCCCCUUCAGGGCGUUAAGUCACAGGCUCGAGAACCAGGCACAACAAGGCCGCCUGAGGGGGAGGGGGUUGGGAACGGGAGAGACGAAAAAGGAGCCCUCCACCCCCCACCGCCUCGUUCUCGCGCCUCGUUACGCUGACCAGGUAAGACAGACAGAUUACUUGUAAACGCUUUUACAUUGGUGUAUAUCCAAUAAAUUAAGUCAUUUAAAUAA
Nematostella vectensis (starlet sea anemone) is the source of this 2007-nucleotide messenger RNA. RefSeq names its product acyl-coenzyme A thioesterase 13. The record is from RefSeq and is a predicted model, not a curated record. The coding region runs from base 25 to 492 and encodes 155 amino acids. Gene Ontology annotation, molecular function: fatty acyl-CoA hydrolase activity. Lineage: Eukaryota; Metazoa; Cnidaria; Anthozoa; Actiniaria; Edwardsiidae. The transcript has 3 exons.